This is a messenger RNA of Poecilia reticulata (guppy), 1615 nucleotides long. RefSeq names its product carboxypeptidase O (gene cpo). The record is from RefSeq and is a predicted model, not a curated record. Gene Ontology annotation, molecular function: zinc ion binding; metallocarboxypeptidase activity. Gene Ontology annotation, biological process: proteolysis. Lineage: Eukaryota; Metazoa; Chordata; Actinopteri; Cyprinodontiformes; Poeciliidae.
UGAGACUGACAGUAACAAACGAGCUGCUUCAUUUGACUAAGUGAAGAUGCUGAAGAUGAUGAGUCUGAGCUUUGUGCCGUUGCUCUUAGCAGUGGGGGCAUUGACGCUGGAGAGCAACAAAGCGGAGUAUGAUUACUUCCAAUACCAUCCAAUGGAGGAGAUCAGCAGCUGGAUGGCUCAGAUGGCGAAGGAAUACCCUGAUGUUGUGACCAUAGUGGAUUAUGGGAAGAGUUAUGAGAACAGGACGAUUAGCUUGAUGAGGAUUGGCAUGAAGACUGACGCCAAAAAGAAAGCCAUCUGGAUGGACUGUGGUAUUCAUGCCAGAGAAUGGAUCGCUCCGGCGUUCUGCCAGUACUUUGUUAGACAGAUUCUCCAAACGUACAAAACAGACGCUAAAAUGGAAGCCAUGAUGACAAACAUGGACUUCUACAUCACGCCAGUGCUCAAUGUCGACGGCUACAUCUUCUCCUGGACAAACUCCUCAACCCGACUGUGGAGGAAGAACAGGUCACCGGGACCUUCGGGCGACUGCUACGGCACCGACCUCAACCGCAACUUUGAUGCCAACUGGGGCACCGUCGGAGUGUCGUCUGACUGCAACUCAAACAUCUACCCCGGCAGAGGGCCCAUCUCAGAACCUGAGGCCCAGGCCGUAACUUACUUUGUUGGAAGCAGAAAGGAAGACUUCCUGUGUUUCCUCACCAUCCACUCCUACGGCCAGCUGCUCCUGAUUCCCUACGGACACCCCAACUUCACCGCCUCCAACUACGAUGAGCUGAUGAAGGUGGGAGAGGGAGCAGCUGAAGCCAUUUGGAAGGUCCAUGGGGAAAAGUACAGAGUCGGAACCUCUCCAGCUGUGUUAUACGCCAACUCUGGUUCGUCCAGAGACUGGGCCCGAAUGCAGGACAUCCCCCUGACUUUCACCUUCGAGCUGAGAGAUAACGGCACCUACGGCUUCGAGCUCCCAAAGGAGGAGAUCCAGCCGACCUGCGAGGAGGCCUACAGCGGCGCCCUGCACAUCAUCACCUACGCCCACGACAAGACCUUUAACGGCGCCACAGCCACCGUCGCAGCGGCGGUCUGGACCAUGCUGUUAGUACUGGGGGUCAACCUGAUGUGAGCAGAGAAGCAGACCUCACACUGUAAAAUGGAAGCUUGAAAUUGUUAGGUUAAAAUAUUGGCUCAGAAAUGCGCGAUUACUACAUCAAAACAAGCAUUUUUACAAAUAAAGAUUUUACAGUGUUAACUCUUUAAUCUCCUACAUGUGGGUUUAUUUCAAAUUUUCCCCAAAAAGGCUGCAGGAUGCAACUUUUAUUUUAAAAAAUGUAGGCUUUUUUACAUAUUUGUUCAAACUUAUUAGGAGACAGAUAAUCUGUGGAAGAUCCAUCUUCUCCACUUCCUCUCUGAGCUACUAUUGCUGUCUGAUGAAAUGCACCCAAAACAACCAAUCAGAGCCAGGAUGUGGGGCUUAGUGCUGCCAGUCAUCCUCAUGUACUUGCUGUUAAAUGUGCUAAUGGAAGAGAAACAACUUGCCUUUACAAGAAAACCGUUUACUGCUGUAAUCGGUGGUCAUGCUAACUAGCCUUAGCAUAGCAGGGCACACAUGGGCAUGAUU